Molecule: messenger RNA, 753 nt
Organism: Venustampulla echinocandica
Lineage: Eukaryota; Fungi; Ascomycota; Leotiomycetes; Helotiales; Pleuroascaceae
Exons: 2
Coding region: 1-753 (250 amino acids)
Biological process (GO): tRNA 5'-leader removal; intronic box C/D snoRNA processing; nuclear-transcribed mRNA catabolic process, RNase MRP-dependent
Cellular component (GO): nucleolar ribonuclease P complex; ribonuclease MRP complex
Molecular function (GO): RNA binding
Source: RefSeq, a predicted model, not a curated record
AUGGCGUUAACAACACCCCUCGGACUCAUCCCCCUGGCACUGAAUACCCGACAUACAGAUUCAAUACCAGGAGCGAUGGCACUAUUACCACCCCCGAAGGUCCAACCAGCGUCCCAAAUGCCUAAACAAAAUAAGACCGCUGACGAGGACCCAAAAACCAAAUCGAAAAAGUUGCCCAGGCUUUCAAAUCACCACAAGAUCUCCAAGCGUCCACUCCUCCACCCGCCGAUCGCCUCGCCCAACAGCUCCUCCAACACCGCCCCAAAAGUAAUCUAUAUAUCCUCCUCGACGCCCUUCAUCUCCACAAUAAAACGAGUCCGAAAACUCCUCAGCGGAAUCGAAGCACGGCAAUACGCGGCUUCUAAAUCGAGCCGCCCUCGUCCUGGCAAGAACAAUAGGGAAAAUUGGAAUGCUAAAAGUAGAAAUGAUGAAUUGAGAUCUGUGAUGCAAACGGGCAAUGACCAGGCUUUUAUUCGAGGUGUGGAGAGUAGUUUGAAGGAUCGAGACGGGGAGGAGGUGAUUUUAAAAGCUACGGGGAAAGCUAUUGAGAGAUUGUUGAGUGUGGCCGCGUGGUUUAUGAGUGAAGGGGAGGGAAAGGAGUUUGCUGUUAGCAUUAGGACGGGGAGUGUGGGUGCUAUAGAUGAUGUUGUCUCGAGGAGGGAUGGGGAUGUGGAUGCAGAUAUGGAAGCAGAGGAAUUGGGUAGUAGAGUGAGACGGACGAGCUGUCUGGAGGUUGGGGUGCGGUUUCGCUGA